This is a messenger RNA of Hypoxylon trugodes, 1892 nucleotides long. RefSeq names its product WD40 repeat-like protein. The coding region runs from base 171 to 1730 and encodes 519 amino acids. Gene Ontology annotation, cellular component: U4/U6 x U5 tri-snRNP complex. Lineage: Eukaryota; Fungi; Ascomycota; Sordariomycetes; Xylariales; Hypoxylaceae. The record is from RefSeq and is a predicted model, not a curated record. The transcript has 2 exons. Gene Ontology annotation, biological process: mRNA splicing, via spliceosome. Gene Ontology annotation, molecular function: U4 snRNA binding; protein binding; U6 snRNA binding.
CCCACUAAUUUUAUCCCCCAGCGCGGCUUUGAAGCUCUGUAGAAAAAAGCUACCGCGCUUUCUUCCGAUCCGUGCAAUUUUCUAAAGUACCUCGAUUUAAUAUAGCCAUCGACCGAAGACCGAUACCUAUAGUAACAUUAAGUUGAGCUUCCGAAUAAUUGUUGCCCAUCAUGAUGCACCCGUCGCGGCAAGCGUAUGUGGAGGAGGCGGAAGAGGAUCAUGGCAUGUCUUUAGAUGAGGUCCCUCUGGACCGAGACUAUGACAUGCCUUCAGCAUCAGCCGGCAUUGCGCCAGAGAAGGCGUCGGCUAUACUCUCACAAUUUGAGCGAAAGAGGCGAGCGGCGACAAUGGCGGUGCCUACCGACGAUGGCCGAGUACGUGCUAGACUACGAGAACUUGGUGAACCCAUCACUCUAUUCGGCGAAGGACCCGCGGAUCGACGAGAUCGAUUAAGAGAACUCUUGACUUUACAAUCCGAACAAACACCUGCGGAAUCGGCCGAUAUAGAUAUGGAAGAUGCGCCGGAGGAGGAUCAGGAAGAUCAAGAAGAGGAAUUCUACACAAACGGGAGCGACGAGUUACUACACGCGCGUCAGGAUAUAGCACGAUUUUCUCUACCUCGAGCGAAGCGACGAUUAGCCUUCCAAAAGCAAGAAGCAUCGAUACCUCUACGAACCCACGUCAAAUUCCGCAAGCAGAUCAAGGAGCGCUUACAAGCAUUUGAGCUCCAGGGCAGUCAGACAGCGGGAGACAGAAAUAUCAGUAUGACGAGAAUAUCGCCUAACGGUGAACUUGUUGCUGCAGGAAAUUGGGGAGGCUCUAUUAAGCUGAUUGGAAUACCGAAUCUGGAAGAGAAGAUGACAUUACGAGGACAUACAAACAGAGUCAGCGGCAUAUCGUGGUAUCCUGGCGCAACCUUACCGGAGGCCAAUGUAUCUCCGGAAACAGUCAACCUAGCCUCGGGUGGUGCCGAAGGCCAGGUAAAUCUAUGGUCUCUCAACAAGGACACCCCGCUCUCAACAUUGGAGGGUCACGGCCAGCGAGUAUGCCGAGUUGAAUUCCAUCCCUCUGGACGAUACCUUGCCUCAGCUUCGGAAGAUACUACAUGGCGUCUAUGGGAUGUUGAAUCGACGACUGAGUUACUACUACAAGAAGGUCAUUCACGAGGUGUCUUCGCUAUUAGCUUCAAUACCGAUGGAUCGCUGCUGGCUAGUGCAGGCCUGGACAGUGUAGGCAGAAUAUGGGACUUGAGAUCAGGGAGGACAGUUAUGAUUCUUGACGGUCACGGAGAUGGGCAUAUCAAGCCAAUCCAUGGUAUUGAUUGGGGCUCAGAUGGAUAUCGGGUUCUAACAGGCUCAGCUGAUGGUUGGAUCAAGUGUUGGGACGUGAGGAAGGUCCAGAGAACAGGUGGUAUUGGUGCCCACACCAGCGCUGUUUCGGAUCUCAGGUGGUAUAAGGGAUUGGAUGACCCAGUCAUCGGUACUCCCCCAGGUCUGGAUGAAAAGGAGAAUCAGAUCCCUAAGAAGUCAAGCACGUUCUUCGUGUCAAGUGGAUUUGAUCGUAAAGUCAACGUCUUUUCCGCUGACGAUUGGACGCUCAUACAAACGCUGGAGGGACACACAGGUCCAGUGGCAAGUGUGGAUAUUAGUAGGGAUGCGAAGUGGAUUGUCAGUGGUGGUCAUGACAGGACUGUCAAGUUAUGGGGAAGGAAUGAUGGCGAAGGAGUUUAAUACGAAUGAAAUGAGGCUUGUAGUAUUGUACAAGGCCACAAUCAGUAAAUAUAGAAGAUACCCAAUAGAGAUCAUACUCUUGCUUCGUUGAAAUUAAACAAAGAUACUAUGGCAGGGAAGAUAACUUAUCAGAGCGUACUCCUAGGUAUGCUAUUUAUAGGC